CGCACGUCAGGCGCUGCUUACUGUUGCAUCAGGCUUUGUUUACAUCAGCGAUUCGUGCUUAUUUCUCUCUCAACACUUGGACUUCAGUGAUCCACAGCUCCCAGACCAGCAGCAGAUGUUCAACUGGUAGUAGAGGCAAGAUGGGCAGGAUAUGUGCAGUGAAAGACUGUGGGAAUGGCACAUAAUCUGUUGAGCGAUGAGAGCAGAGUGUGGUACACACCUGUAGGCUUGCAUCUGGGGAUUGUGAUUGUCCAAGGCCAUUUCAGCUAUUCCCAUUCCCAACUGAGCCAGCCAGGAGAGCAGAAUGGACAAAGUUAGUGAACAGAAAGCAGCAGCUGGGGUCCGGCAGUGUUAAGAACUGGAUAAUUCUCGUGUCUACAGUGUUCACUUUACUGAUGGGAAACGCACGAAACUGCACCCAAACCCAACACUUCAACUUUGCUAUGAGCUAAAGCAGGUUAAAGCAUGCAGAAGCUAAUCGUCAUGGUCAGCCUGUCCGCUCAGUUCGUCCCGAGCCCUCCACCGCCAAGACCCUGAUGGAUAUCGGUACCCGUCGCAUUUUCACUGAGGACCAUGAUCUUUUCAGACAAAAUGUCCGGCGCUUCUUCCAAGAAGAGGCAGUUCCAUACCACAGCGAGUGGGAGAAGUCGGGUCAGGUCAGCAGAGAGUUCUGGGAGAAGGCCGGGCAACAAGGCCUGCUGGGAAUAAUGACACCAGAGGAACACGGUGGCAUUGGAGGUGACCUGUUUUCUGCUGCUGUCGUGUGGGAGGAGCAGGCGUAUUGCAACUGCACAGGUCCAGGAAUCAUGGUGCACUCUGAUAUCAUCAUGCCUUACAUCGUCAACUAUGGCACCAAUGAACAGAUCGACCGCUUCAUCCCCAAGAUGAUUGCUGGGAAAUGCAUCUCAGCCAUCGCCAUGACAGAGCCAGGAGCAGGCAGUGAUCUUCAGGGUGUGAGGACGUAUGCCAAAAAGGACAGCAGUGACUGGAUCCUCAAUGGCAACAAGGUUUUCAUAACAAAUGGUUGGCUGUGUGAUGUUGUGGUGGUUGUGGCUGUCACAGACCGUGACGCCAAAUCUGCAGCACAUGGCAUCAGUCUGUUUUUGGUGGAGGCCGGCAUGAAGGGCUUCCACAAGGGACGCAAGCUGGAGAAGAUUGGCCUGAAGGCACAGGAUACAGCUGAGUUGUUUUUUGAAGAUGUACGGCUCCCAGCUGACGCCCUGCUGGGGGAACCCAACAAGGGAUUCUACUACCUGAUGCAAGAACUGCCACAGGAGCGUCUGGUGAUUGGUGACGUAGCCAUAGCGAGCUCUGAGUUCAUGUUUGAGGAAACCAGGAACUACGUUUUGCAGAGGAAGGCUUUUGGCAAGACCAUUGCUGACCUACAGACUGUGCAGCACAAGCUAGCUGAGCUAAAGACUGAGAUCUGUGUGGGCAGAAGCUUCGUAGAUAACUGUCUUCAGCUCCACUCUGAGAAACGACUUGACAGCUCCACUGCCUCCAUGGCCAAGUUCUGGGCCUCUGAACUCCAGAACAAGGUUGCCACUCAGUGCCUACAGCUCCAUGGAGGUUGGGGCUACAUGUGGGAAUAUCCCAUCGCUAAGGCGUUCGUGGACUCCCGUGUUCAGCCCAUCUACGGUGGCACCAACGAGAUCAUGAAAGAGCUGAUUGCCCGCAGCAUAGUCAGCCACAAGUGAGGAAAAUGAAGCAGAGGAGGAACAAUCUGAGGUGCAUGUGAUUGAUCAUGGAGGGUUGUGAAAGUCCACGAGGGAACUUAACAGAUAGAAUUAACUGGUAAAGUGCAAUGAGAGAAUUACAGACUGUUUAGAAAAUUUUGAAUUAGCUGAUGAGCAUGUUGUAUGAAAUCAGAUUUUUCAGGUUUGAUUUGAA
Molecule: messenger RNA, 1890 nt
Organism: Thalassophryne amazonica
Lineage: Eukaryota; Metazoa; Chordata; Actinopteri; Batrachoidiformes; Batrachoididae
Product: long-chain specific acyl-CoA dehydrogenase, mitochondrial-like
Exons: 11
Coding region: 537-1697 (386 amino acids)
Biological process (GO): fatty acid beta-oxidation using acyl-CoA dehydrogenase; long-chain fatty acid catabolic process; carnitine metabolic process, CoA-linked
Cellular component (GO): mitochondrion
Molecular function (GO): flavin adenine dinucleotide binding; long-chain fatty acyl-CoA dehydrogenase activity
Source: RefSeq, a predicted model, not a curated record